Messenger RNA from Electrophorus electricus (electric eel), 2444 nucleotides. RefSeq names its product phosphogluconate dehydrogenase (gene pgd). The record is from RefSeq and is a predicted model, not a curated record. NCBI's taxonomy places the organism in Eukaryota, Metazoa, Chordata, Actinopteri, Gymnotiformes, Gymnotidae. Gene Ontology annotation, molecular function: phosphogluconate dehydrogenase (decarboxylating) activity; NADP binding. Gene Ontology annotation, biological process: pentose-phosphate shunt.
GUGUCAGUUGGAAGCAGAUACCGGACGGGUAGCGAAGGAGGAAGUUUGUGACAGCGCAGUGGAUUUGACAAAAAUCGGUGCAUUUGCUAAAAUAAUCUCGUUCCAGUCAUGGCACAAGCGGAUAUUGCUCUCAUCGGCUUGGCCGUGAUGGGUCAGAAUCUGAUCCUGAAUAUGAAUGACCAUGGCUUUGUUGUCUGUGCCUACAACAGGACCGUAUCCAAAGUGCAUGACUUCUUACGAAAUGAAGCAAAAAGCACAAAAGUGAUAGGUGCGGAGUCUCUCGAGGACAUGGUCUCUAAGCUGAAGAGUCCUCGUCGUGUCAUACUCCUUGUGAAGGCCGGCCAGGCUGUCGACGACUUCAUAGACAAAUUGGUUCCUCUUCUUCAACCUGGAGACAUCAUCAUCGAUGGGGGCAAUUCUGAAUACAGAGACACAACACGACGGUGUCAGAGCUUGAAGGCCAAAGGCCUGCUGUUUGUGGGCAGUGGAGUUAGUGGAGGAGAGGAGGGGGCACGCCACGGCCCGUCUCUUAUGCCAGGCGGACACAAGGAAGCAUGGCCUCACAUAAAAGACAUCUUUCAGAGCAUCGCUGCCAAGGUUGGCACAGGGGAGUCUUGUUGUGACUGGGUUGGAGAUGAGGGAGCGGGGCACUUUGUAAAGAUGGUCCAUAAUGGCAUUGAGUAUGGAGACAUGCAGCUGAUCUGUGAGGCCUACCACCUGAUGAAGGAUGUCCUGGGCAUGGAUCAUGACGAGAUGGCCCAGGUUUUUGACCGGUGGAAUAAAACAGAGCUGGAUUCUUUCCUCAUUGAGAUCACAGCAAACAUCCUCAAGUACAGGGACACUGAUGGCACUCACCUGCUGCCGAAAAUCCGAGACAGUGCAGGGCAGAAGGGAACGGGCAAAUGGACGGCCAUCUCCGCCUUGGAAUAUGGCAUUCCUGUCACACUUAUCGGAGAGGCUGUCUUUGCCAGAUGUCUCUCCUCUCUGAAGGAUGAGAGGGUGUUGGCCAGCAAGAGCCUGAAAGGGCCUCAGGGGGCUAAGUUUACUGGGGACAAGGAUCAGUUUCUCGAAGACAUUAGAAAGGCUCUGUAUGCCUCCAAGAUCAUCUCCUACGCUCAGGGCUUCAUGCUUCUGAGGCAGGCGGCCAAGGAAUUUGGCUGGUCCCUCAACUACGGUGCCAUCGCCCUGAUGUGGCGGGGUGGCUGCAUCAUCCGGAGUGUUUUUUUGGGAAAGAUCAAGGAGGCCUUUGAUCGGGACUCUGAGUUGCAGAAUCUGCUGUUGGAUGGCUUCUUCACAAACGCUGUACAAGACUGCCAGGCAUCAUGGCGACGUGUCGUAAGCACGGGAGUUGAGCUGGGCAUCCCUAUGCCAUCCUUCACCACAGCGCUGUCCUUCUACGAUGGCUACAGGCAUGCCAUGCUGCCAGCCAACCUGCUGCAGGCGCAGAGAGACUACUUUGGCGCCCACACAUACGAGUUGCUGUCAAAUCCUGGUCACUUCAUCCACACUAACUGGACAGGCCAUGGAGGAAAUGUGUCCUCCACUUCCUACAAUGCCUAAGGCUAAGGAAUCUCAUUCCAGCAGAGAGCGCUGUUGUUCAAGAACAUGGGACUAGGGCACCUGAACAAGACAAUGCCUCCAACUUAGAACCUGAAGUACAGCCCUAUCUAACCAUUAGUCAAGGGUUUUAUGACGUCCUGAAAUAAUGCAGAGUUCUGUAUGUAAUGGGACACAGUCAUGUGUAAACAUUUUGCAAAUUCUUCCUCUUUUCUGAAAGUAGUACAACGCAUAAGGCCCUAUGCCACAGACAAUGAGGACUAGUGUAGUACUAGUUAUUUUCCCCCAAAGUCGAAAGCACUGACCGUGGAUUACGGUUCAUUAUUGCACUGUCUUGGCCUAAAUAGAGUUGAAUCCAUUUUUAAUUAGCUUUGGUCCACUUCACUUGACUUUUUGUUUUUGUAUAUGCAAAAUUAACCGUCAACAGCAGAGAGAAUUUUCGUAUUAAAAGGGAGAGUUGUGUUUUUCGAUGCUUCCCUGACUUGGAGAAUAUAUAAUUUGGUGUUUUGUACAGUUACUAUGAACCACAUAGCAGCAGACACUAGUAAGUGUCUUGUUGGUAAGGAAGUUGUUUCCAUGAGGAUAUUGUGUUGUGUAAUCUAUAUUACCUUUCUCAGUUGCAUCACAUGAUGGGGAAACAUUUAUGAUACAGUAAUAAUAUACUUACACCAGAAGAUAUUAGGCAUCGGAGAGGAGACUGGGAAAACUCAGAAGACUCGGAAUCAGAUAGGGAAGCAAACGCCUGCACUUCAGCUCUUUCCACUAGCCAUUUGGAAUGUUUUCCCUGUUGUGUUACUUGAAAGCAGCUUUUCAUGGAAAAGGAAGUUGUACUUAAUAGUUUUUGCUCAUUGUGUAAAUGUAUAUUAAAAACCAAGACAACCUGGCAA